AUAUAUAUAUACUCACGCUGCCACCGGUUUCAGUCUGUCGUCCAGGAGCCUCUCUGGUCACUUUCACCGUCCUUCAACCAUCUGAGUAUUGAUCUGAUCAUGGCUGUGACCAACCAACCAGGCAGCUAUGCACCCUCGGACUUCCAGACAGGCCUGUUUGAUGUCUGCAAGGACUGUGGAACUUGCUGCUAUGGUGUGCUCUGCUACUGGUGCAUCGGCUGGAGCAUCGCCAGCAACAUGAACGAGUUCUUCCUGUGUGGUCAUAGUACGGCGAUCCGCAGCGUCUACAGGACCAAAUACAACAUCAGAGGGUCAGUGUGUAAUGACUUUAUGCUGGACGUCUGCUGUCCAUGCUGUACCAUCUACCAACUGAAGACAGAUAUCGACCGCAGGAAGGAGCAAGGCAUUUUCUGAACAGCUACAAUCCUCUGAGGGAAAUGACGUUCAUCUCUUCCAGUCUUUUAAACAUUAGUCAGCUGCCCGGGACACAACCUGGGAGUAGAAAACAGCGUCAUGAUUUAUGGUUACAGUUAUAAAA
Molecule: messenger RNA, 538 nt
Organism: Sander lucioperca (pikeperch)
Lineage: Eukaryota; Metazoa; Chordata; Actinopteri; Perciformes; Percidae
Product: placenta-specific gene 8 protein-like
Exons: 5
Coding region: 100-414 (104 amino acids)
Biological process (GO): positive regulation of transcription by RNA polymerase II
Source: RefSeq, a predicted model, not a curated record